Molecule: messenger RNA, 6554 nt
Organism: Malurus melanocephalus (red-backed fairy wren)
Lineage: Eukaryota; Metazoa; Chordata; Aves; Passeriformes; Maluridae
Gene: DMC1
Product: DNA meiotic recombinase 1
Exons: 16
Coding region: 4926-5954 (342 amino acids)
Biological process (GO): DNA repair; chromosome organization involved in meiotic cell cycle; mitotic recombination
Cellular component (GO): condensed nuclear chromosome; nucleus
Molecular function (GO): double-stranded DNA binding; ATP hydrolysis activity; ATP binding
Source: RefSeq, a predicted model, not a curated record
UGAGCUUUGGGUGGUGAGAGCCCCAGGCUACAGGCCAGGAACUGAUACCAGCCCUUUGUACAAGAGGGUACAGGACCUGUGAUACAGCCAGGUGACCAGACAGACACACAGYAGGAGCCAAGGACUCAGCUGGAAGAGCCAGGACUUUCACAAGCACAGACUGCGUGAGUAUGAAAUCCCAGAGCUUUCUUUGGGAUCCCUCAGAGGCACCCAGCUUGAGAUGUUUUGGKUUUUUUUGUUGCACUGAGAUUAAAUUAUUUUAAGGAUACAGACRUCUGAGACUCUGCUUAGAGAAACUCCAGAUAGAGCCAGUAAGGAAAGCUGAGGUCUGACUGAGUGUGGGGUGUGUAGGGAGUCAAGUGAAGCACUUGCUGGGUCACUGGAACCACCGAGUGAGAAAGGGCUCCAGUGCCAGUGUGACUGACACAGUGCUUUUUGGAUGGUCAGACAAGGAAMGUUUCCUUAAGAGCAAGGAAUACUUCUAAUGAAAGCCUGAUCGGUGACACAUCCACUUGCUGGCCACACAUAUUUGUGGAUAUAUUUUUAUCCUGCAUUCUUACCAGUCUUCUCUGAACUGCUUGUCAUCUUGAAGGAAUCUAGGGAUGGGAAGCARAAUGAAAACACAGUUCCUAAGUUUAGAAUCCAAGACUUAGUUUACAUUUUAAGUUUAUGCAGAGAGAGUGCCAUCCAUUGAGACUCAGUUUGCUUGGCUAUUUAAUGCAAAUUCAAAGUUUAUAUUUUCAGAGUUUGUUUUUCCUCUUGAACCAGUGAAGAUCCUGCUUAACUGCUGCUGGACACAUUUGACACCAUACAGUGAGCCUAAGUGAAAGUAUAGAAGGAAUGGUGAAAGAACAUGGAAGAAGAAAGAACACUUAGCACUUCUCUCCCAUCUUCAUAGCAUGCUAUACACACUAAGCUUCACAGUAUCUCAUGAUACAGUUCAUGAGUAUACAAGUGCACUUGUUUGUACAUGCAAAGCACAGUUGAUAUUCAUCUGAGGCCUGAGACAAAAUCAGCUUAGAAGAGGCUUUGGAAUGCAGACCCUGUUUGCUCUCCCUUAUAAGCAGCACAGCAGCACAAUCCAAAGGCUGAAYAUGUUGUCUCCAGCAGCUGCCAGGGGUGAAGUGUUAAUGACAGAGCACAAAACACCAACCCAUACCAAGAGAUGCUUGAGACCCUUUCCCUGGCAUUCCCUUUCCCUGCAUUGGCUUAUCAGUGACCUACAAACUGGAGGCUUAAUAUUUCGUAAUUUCCUGGAAAGGACCUCUUAAGUGAGCCAUGGAAACAGAUGACCAUGAAAGCAAGAGACAAAGAAAAGAAUGAAAGGCAUGGAAGUAAGCACAGAACAACCAGGUAAUAGGAACAGAGUGAAACAGAGCUUAACACAAGCUUUCACUGCUAUAUGGGCUGCACAUGUUCUCUGAACCUUUGAUCUUCGGUCAUCAAGGACAGCCUUGUGGCAAACUCUCAGGAAGCAAUGGAUUCCUUCCAGAGCAUGUGAAAGUCUCAACUGCCUGCAUAUUUGUGURAACUCUUUCAAGUGAACAAUGUGGCCAAAACAAUGAGUAACAACUGGAAAACCUCCUCAGAGGCUUGGGAAUUUUGCAUACAUCAUAGCUUCAUUUAUACUUUUUUUGCUUCUUAGAGCAGAGGAUACAUGUUUUCCACAUUAGUACAUGUAAGAGAGGCCCAAGUAAACAAAUAUAAGUAUGUAGUAUGUACGUGUGAAUUCAGGGAAGGAGGGCAGGAACUGAAUUUGAAAGAUAAUGGGUAACUCAGUUUGCAACCUUAUUGCUUUCAGGAGCUGCAGGUCCUGACAGAAGCAAAAUUAUUCUCRCUUAUCAUCCAUUCUGAAAUUGCAUCACAAAGCUGUGUCUUGGACUCAUCAGUCCCGACACAUGGUCGUGGGAAACAAGCAAAGAAGGRGAUAUACAGGGCUUGACUCAGCAGUGAAGAGAAAAAAAAUAGGGUUUAAGGGAAAAAAAUGACAACUCUACAUACUUUUUAGUUAAGAGAUCAUGUACACAUUGUUCUUUUGAAUAGCAAAGUCUACAUUUCAGCCAAAGUAACAACUGCAUCUUUAAAAAGCUAGUAGGGAAGAAGUAUGUGAUUUGGUAAAAAAUGAAAAAAUUUUUCCUUUGCCAUUUCUUUAAAGUUCUGGUCAGCAAAACAGAAUGAUCAGACAGUGUUAGUGCAGAUAUUUAGAAUUUUUAGGAGAUGAUAAAAGCCAGCUGUGAAAAGUGAAAGAAAAUUAGGAGUUUGUGAAUAAGUAAGUAACUAAAAGGGAGAAGGCAGAGACAAAGUAGGUGAAGGCAUAUUCCUUGGGUGAUAGAGGGCACACAUGAGGAACGACAAAUAUAACCUGUGCUUUACUACACCUUAUCAUUUUACUUGUGUUACUAAGAUCCAUCCAGAAGACAAAGGCAUGAUCUUUUCCUGGCUAUCACUUGGCCAUUUAAUGAAGGGAUACCACCUGUGACAGACACUCCAUUAUGUCCAAAAGUCAGAGCAUAGCUAAUAGUUUUUAAAUCAGUUUGUCACAUGACAUAACAGAGGGGUUGUUCCUUAACCAUUUAGAAAGACAUGAAGUCCUCRGCAGAUGUUCUAUCAUGCUAAAUUCAAACACAUGCCCCACAAGCACCUUUUGCACUUCCUCUGCUGUUGAGGAAUUCUUGUUUAUUGCAGGUCAUCAUUCCCCAGCCAAUACUCACUGCUUAUAUUGUACUCACCAGCCAAGAUCCAAGAUGCAGUGGACAUUUCCUUCAGAAAAAAAGAGUUGAGACACGGACAAGCUUCUAGCAAGUACCAGCCUCAUCAAUCAAGCAAAUCUUCUAAGUCCAAACAAGUAAAAURUAAGCCAGUGAUUCUUCCAGUUGUAUAAUGGGGAAGGACAGGUUAAAUGCAAUUUCUUUUACUAAGAAUUUUCAGGUUUGUUGUUGUGAAGGCCUUUGCUAGGCUAUAAUAYGUGCUCUCCAUAUGUGAAUCAAGAGGGUAUGUAUACACAGAUGUGCAUGUGUUUGUCAAUCCCAGACAGCUGGAACCCAUAAAAGCUGCUUGUGUGUGUGUUGUCCUUUUGUGUGCCUAAUUAGUGCAAAUAGCUUCCUUAGGUUUUGGAUUCACUGACAUGUGCUAGGCACAAGGAAGCCAGACUGCUGAUAUUUAAUAUUUCAGACCUCCAUACCCAAGAUGCAAAGCUUGGAAAGGAUAAAAAGGAAAGCAUUUGGAAGCAGUCUUAACAUAUGUUUGAAACUAGAAGACUAAAAAUAGUACCAUAUCCUAGACAUGUGACGCAGUGUUUAGAGAAGGAUAGGACAUGAUGUCAUAGAUUGAGUUAAUUUUUCUCUCUCCUGCUGACAUAGCUGAUCUGUUGGCACCCACAUAUGCCCURCAAUAAAAAAAAAAUCUUAAGGGCUGUUGCUUAUGUAAAGGCAGUGUGGAAGUGGGAUUGUUUUGCACAUUUUUGUGUUGCUUUUUUGUCAGUUUUUCCCACAGAUUCUUCCCCUGAGCCAGUAAGGUCCCUCCUUCGUCACCACUUAAACUCUUUCRUUUUCCUGAGAAGAAUGGGUGAGAGGACCUUACUCCUUUCUUUGGAAGCAGGUCCUUUAUCCUGUCAAAUAUACUUGAAUUCCUCCUGAAGCAACACCCAGAAAAGUCAUUCAUCCAGACAGUUCAAGUUCUUGAGCUGAUCUGCUGAUCUGUUUUUACUUUAGAAGAAGUUCUCCAAGACCACUCAGUCAUUUCUUACAAUGCCCGAGAUGAGAGAUGGUUGCUGUUCUCUUCAGCUUCUUAUCUCCAAUUUGCUUUUGCUGCAUCAGUACUGUGGUAGYUGAGAGUGGGGAACAGUGGCUGGUCAGCUAGGAACAUCUCGUGGCUGCAGUUCAGUAUSAAAUAUAAUUUUGAAAUCAAAUAUUUGAGGGUCUUGUGAUUUCCUUCUUGUCUGAUGCCCAUGGUCCUAAGAAGAGAGAUCACACGUGAAAUCUGGUCUCAGAAAUUCUGACCUAUUCCUCUGUCUUGGAUUGCCUGACUGUUAAAACAGAAAGUGCUGCCUUAAUAAUCUGGUGUAAGAACAACAGUGGAGAACAGAAAAAAUAGGAAGAAAGAAAGUAGAAAGUACUGGGAUAUAUUGAACCCCAGUGGGAGUUGUUAUUGAGUGGGAGUUGUGCACCUGCAGAGUUUCAGAAACACAAAUAUGUAAUUUAUAAUCAAUUCAGCAAAAACAUGAGAAGGAGAGAUUCAAAGCUUUUUUUCAGAUAUGGGCAGAGAAAUGUUUAUUAAGGAGUCCCACUUCCAGUAAGGCUGGUAAAGAAGCCACGGUAAUCCAAGGAAAAGACAGCAAUGGAUUAGAAAAGAAUAAUCAGGUAAUGAAUCUCUGAAGUUAAAAGGUUCAAGAUUGAAGAAAAUURUUAGCUGGACCGUUACUGAAAAGGCACUAUUGUAGCAAAAUCAAGGAAGCAGUAUUUUAAGGCCAAUUACAAUUCCUGAGACCUUUAAACAUUAUUCUAAGAUAAAAAUAACUGUAUGAUAAUACACUCAAUGCCUAUCCAAGUUCUGGGGUUUGAAAAACAAACUAUUUACGAUCUCUUGUGCCCAAUAGCCUGGCAAACAUGUGAAAUGCUAAUGGAGCAAGAUUGGGCUUUUUAUCUGCAGUUUACCUACAAACUCAGUUGCGGAAGCAGCAGGCAAAGCCAAGAGUAGAAAACUGGCCAAAAGAAGAGCAUGUUCACUUCUGCAGCAGGGUUGGUUUAAAAGAAAAGCUGAUACCAACUGAGAGRGUGAGCUUUUCCAAACUGGCAGUGGUGACUCCAGUCAUUCAGGUGCACCAGCACACCAGCAGCAGGAGAACCUUCCACUGAGCAGGAGGAUUUUGUUUGUACCUAAAGCUUUUAGUGGGCAGCGAUCAAUACGUUAUUGCAUGCUCUUUCACCAUGAAGGCCAUGGAGGAUCAAGUAGUCCAAGAAGAGCCGGGAUACCAGGAUGAUGAGGAAUCCUUUUUUCAGGAUAUUGACCUGCUGCAGAAGCAUGGAAUUAAUGUAGCAGAUAUUAAAAAGCUGAAGGCAGUUGGGAUUUGCACGAUCAAAGGAAUCCAGAUGACCACAAGACGGGCGCUGUGCAAUGUGAAAGGGCUCUCAGAGGCCAAAGUGGACAAGAUUAARGAAGCAGCAAACAAGCUUGUUGAACCAGGCUUCCUCACUGCCUUUGAGUACAGUGAAAAACGGAAGAUGGUAUUUCAUAUUUCCACUGGCAGCCAGGAAUUUGAUAAACUUCUGGGUGGUGGGAUUGAGAGCAUGGCAAUCACUGAGGCCUUUGGAGAGUUCCGGACAGGCAAAACCCAGCUAUCUCACACUCUUUGUGUCACAGCUCAGCUCCCAGGGCCAAAUGGCUACACAGGUGGAAAGAUUAUCUUCAUUGAUACCGAAAACACUUUCCGACCAGACCGCCUGCGUGACAUUGCUGAUCGCUUCAAUGUUGACCACGAGGCAGUACUUGACAAUGUGCUGUAUGCACGUGCAUAUACCAGUGAACAUCAGAUGGAAUUGCUUGACUAUGUAGCAGCCAAAUUCCAUGAAGAAGCUGGUAUCUUCAAGUUAUUGAUCAUUGACUCCAUAAUGGCACUUUUCCGUGUGGAUUUCAGUGGUCGUGGAGAGUUGGCUGAACGACAACAGAAACUAGCUCAAAUGUUGUCAAGGCUGCAAAAAAUAUCAGAAGAAUAUAAUGUGGCYGUGUUUGUGACCAACCAGAUGACUGCUGACCCCGGAGCAACUAUGACCUUUCAGGCAGACCCAAAAAAACCCAUUGGGGGCCACAUCCUUGCUCAUGCUUCGACUACCAGGAUCAGUCUGAGGAAAGGGAGAGGGGAGCUGCGUAUUGCAAAGAUAUAUGACAGCCCCGAGAUGCCUGAAAAUGAAGCCACAUUUGCAAUAACUGCUGGAGGGAUUGGGGAUGCCAAAGAAUAGGUAAAAAACUGAUGUAAAUGUACACUUAAAAACCAGCUGGGUAGUUGGUGUGAAGAUUUGUGCAAGGUCGACGACUACCUGGCUGCAUUUGUAGCUUUUGGGAACUGUUUAMGAUAUUUCUGGGAGAACACUGGGAAGAACUUUGUACAGCUCAGUUUAACUGAAUUUGGUUAAUUUAGGAUCUUUGUUUUUCAGUUCAACUUUCACCACACAAAGAUUUAAGCAAUAAGAUUGUGAAUUGUUCUUAGAAUCCUCUUCCUAUGUUUUGUGAAAAUCAAACCUAUUGUUUCAGAUAAGAGUGAAUAUAGUCUUUCUUAAUGUAUUUCAAAGACAGUGUCUAAGUGGUAGAAUUUAACAGUGUGAAAUGGAACAGAAUUGGAAUAAACUCAGUUAUAAAAUUGACAUACAUAUAUGGAAAAGGCUGUGGGAGGAACAACAGCUCAAUAACUUGAUGGAUUUUUAUGUACUGUAGAGGAAAAAGUAAUUUUAAAAAUACAUUUUUAAGCAUUUUUAUCUGGACUUGAUAAUGUUUAUGUUUUUAUUUAGCAUUUUCUACUUUUUGGACAGAGUAUUUUAAACCUGUUCUUUUAUUACAGUUAA